CCGCACAGACUUCUGCAGCGACCCUCUCCUGCUUCCCGGGACGCCCAGGACGUCUGCCCAACGGAUUGGUGAGAUCUUCUUCUUGGGGGCCUAUACACCUGUGCUUGGCUUUGCCUGCUUGCGUGCUGUCCUGGGGAGCUUGUCGGGCAGGCAGGGCCUCAGCCCCGGCRCUGCCGGCGCGGCCGCCCGCCUCGGGGCAUCCCUGGGUGAGCUGCUGAGGUAGACGAGCUCCUUGGGGAAGGCUAGAGGGCUGCGGCCUUCCUCUGGGCUGGGACGGGGCGCGCGUGUUAUGGUAGCAUCGCUCUGAGGCAGCACUGCUUGAUCUCGACCYCUUGCUAUGAUGACCGAUAUUGUCAGUAACUGGAAGCUGGAGCAGUUUGUGCUCCAGAAGUGCCUCCCUCCGAUCUGGUCCCCGGGAGCUUUCCAGGGACCGGAGGCCUACCAGCAGCUGUGCCAGCAGUGGGAGAGCUGGUCCGAGGAGUCCAAAAAGCCCAAGCCCACCAACAAGUGCAAGAAACGGGCUGCACUGCAGGGGUUGCUGAUGGUAGGUAGGGAGUUGUCCAGACUGCUCAAGGAGGCACUUGAGAGUGUGCAGACACUGGAACAGGCCAAGGGCGAGCUCAAGAUGCAAGUGGACAACUUGCGGGCAGAGGUGCAGGGCUUGUGCGGUGACUCCCUAAGGAGCGCCGUGGAGAUCACCCGCCUGGAGAACAAGCUGGGCUACGAGAAGCUGAAGACGGAGGAGCUGGAGAAGGAGGUGGGCAAGUGGAUAGGUGAGACGCACGAUGCGCAGAGCGCGGUGAGGGCUGUCCUGCAAGACGUGCAGCGGGACCGCGGCAGCGGGCCCGACCAUAAGGUGUGCCACGCUAAGAUCCAGGAGCUGCAGGCCGAGCUGGGGGUGUCCAGGGGCAUAGUGGCCGCGAUCCAGGGGAAAAGGAACCGGUUCGGUAACGGUGACAGUGAGGACUGCUUGGACCCCCACCCGCCGCACUAUGACUACGAGGAUGAUGUGUGGGGAGCAAACAGCCCCACGAGGCCUUCUCCUUAUGCCCCGCUGCGGGAGGAGAUGUGCCARCUGCAGGGGACAGAGGUGGAGGCUACUAAAGCUAAAAAGAGUGCGGCAGACGAGCCCCCUGCCCACGUGCCGCUCCAAGCCAUAGACACCAACAGGGCUGUGCUGUGGUUCACCCCCGAGCAGCUAAAGACGGUGGGGAAGAUGCUGGGCCCCUUGACCAAGGAGACGGCCGUGAACUGGCUGUCGAGAGCCCAGAGGCUGCCGCGCUGCCAGAACGGCAACUCGGUGAGCGACCUGAUAGAUGUGGUGAGGAAGUGCAUGAAGCCCGAUGACUUUGCGGCRCUGCCGGGCGACGUGCAGAUGGGGAACGUGCAGGACAUUGGUGACGUUCAGUCUGCCGUGCUCAAGGUGUUCUUCCCGGAGGUGAACCCCUUGGUGCUCUUCCACCAGGAGAAGCAAAACCCCGAGGAAAGGCCCGACGCAUAUGUGAACAGGAAGAAGAUGCUGUACCAGAUGGCAGGGCUGCCCGGGUCGAAGGACUCCCCCCUCGACUUUGACAGGCCCGAGUUCAAGGAGCCGCUGGUGGUGGGGCUGACGCCCCCGUUGCGGGUGAUAGCAGGGGGGGAUGCAGCGAGGAAGCCGCUCUCUGAGCUCGAGCAGAUCCUCACGCAGAAUUUCGAGCUGCAAAAGCAGGCGUUCCCAGGGUACAUGCUGGGGGGGAAGAAAGGGAAGUCUGCAGCCAUGUCCUUCCAAAACGCAGGGGUGAGGAAAAUGCAGGGGGACAACAGGAAGGACCCUGAAGGCAAGAGCAGCUCAGGGAAGGAAAACCAGCAGGGGAUGAGGUUUCAAAAGUCCAACCCUUGGAGGGCUGAGCUGAGGAAGCGCUUGAUAAAAUACGAGAAGCAAGAAGACAUCGACGGCCUGCCAGACGCUGAGCUCUUCCGAAAGCUGGCACUGCACGAGGCCAAAAAGCACAGCAGCUCCAACCCCAUCGACCCAGGGUCUAAGGCUCAGCAAUAGGGCUGCCAGGCACCUGCAUCGCCCCUUUUUGUGGCACCGAUUAAGACCGAUUUGUGGGGGCGCCUGAUAGUUGAUAUAACUAUUGGAGGAGGGGUGCUUGGACAAGUGAUGUUAAUUGAUACUGGUGCCUCUUAUUCAAUUCUGAAUAUGACCCCUAGUGAGACUGGACUCUUUCAAACCUCUGAAAUCAUUGACAUAAAUGGACUCAAUGGCCAAAAAGCUUCUGUGCCAUUUACCGGGCCCAUACCAUUUGAAAUUGGCACUGCCAAAGGGUCAGAAAAAUUUGGUAAAAUGGAA
Nothoprocta perdicaria is the source of this 2332-nucleotide messenger RNA. RefSeq lists its product as uncharacterized. The coding region runs from base 338 to 2035 and encodes 565 amino acids. The transcript has a single exon. The record is from RefSeq and is a predicted model, not a curated record. Lineage: Eukaryota; Metazoa; Chordata; Aves; Tinamiformes; Tinamidae.